AUGUCUUCUACAAACCCUAAAGAAACUAAAACUACACUUACCAAUGAGCAACGAAAAGCCAUCAUUGUACAUAAAGAUAAAAACCCUAACAUAAAUGCAAUUGGAGAAAAUCCUUUAGCAAAAAGACAAAGAACAGUUCAACAUUUGGACCUUGAAGACAUGUUGUAUGAGUGGAUUUUACAAAGCCAAGAUUGUAUAAUACUAUCUGAUGAUGUUAUAAUUAAAAAAGCAAAAAAUUUAGCUAAAUUGUUCCAUAUAUCUGAGAAUGAUUUCAAGUUCUCACACGAAGAUGCUUCUGUAGAUGAUGCCAUUAUUGCAGAGGCUCUUCCUCGGUUAAGAGAAAUUUUAAAAGAAUAUGACCUAAAAGACAUUUAUAAUAUGGACGAAACUGGAUUAUUCUAUCAGUAUUAA
Molecule: messenger RNA, 411 nt
Organism: Cetraspora pellucida
Lineage: Eukaryota; Fungi; Glomeromycota; Glomeromycetes; Diversisporales; Gigasporaceae
Source: the annotation of a GenBank genome assembly